GGCCGCGGCGAGGGACGCGUGGCGACAGCGGACGGCGCCGCCCGGUCCCGGACGGCCGCAGGCAGCGGCCGCGCGCGGGUUCCGAGCGCUCCGGGUCUCCGCCCCUGCCGCCGCGCCCCGGCCGCCGGGAGGCAUGAGUCCGCGGCCGCAGCCCUAGCGCCCGCUCCUCCGCCCGGGCGGCCCGGCUGCGGGGACGGGUGCGCGCUGUAGGGUUGGGGGCCAUGAAACCGAGUCCGGCCGGGACGGCGAGGGAGCUGGAGCCGCCGGCGCCGGUCCGGGGCGAGCAGCGCACGGCGGAGCCCGAGGGGCGCUGGCGGGAGAAGGGCGAGGCGGACACGGAGCGGCAGCGCACCCGCGAGCGGCAGGAGGCCACGCUGGCCGGGCUGGCGGAGCUGGAGUACCUGCGCCAGCGCCAGGAGCUGCUGGUCCGGGGCGCCCUGCGCAGCUCUGGGGGCGCGGGGCCAGCUGCAGCCCGCGCCGGGGAGCUGCCGGGGGAGGCGGCGCAGCGCAGCCGCCUGGAGGAGAAGUUCUUGGAGGAGAACAUCUUGCUGCUGCGGAAGCAAUUGAAUUGUUUGAGGAGAAGAGAUGCUGGUUUGUUGAACCAGUUGCAGGAACUCGACAAGCAGAUAAGUGACCUGAGACUGGAUGUGGAAAAGACAUCUGAGGAACACCUGGAGACAGACAGCCGCCCCAGCUCAGGGUUUUAUGAACUGAGUGAUGGGGCUUCAGGAUCCCUUUCCAAUUCCUCGAACUCCGUCUUUAGUGAGUGUUUAUCCACUUGUCAUUCCAGCACCUGUUUUUGCAGCCCCUUGGAGGCAACCUUGACUAUCUCAGAUGGUUGCCCCAAAUCUGCAGAUCUCAUAGGAUGGUUGGAAUAUAAAGAAGGCCACUGUGAAGACCAGGCCUCAGGGGCAGUUGGCCGUUCCCCCUCCACAUCACAGUCUAAUUCCCUUGGUGUCAUUGCAGAUGUGAAUCCCAAGUACCAGUGUGAUCUGGUGUCUAAAAACGGGAAUGAUGUGUAUCGCUACCCCAGUCCGCUUCAUGCUGUGGCCGUGCAGAGCCCAAUGUUCCUCCUUUGCCUGACCGGCAAUCCUCUGAGGGAAGACGAGAGGCUCGGUAGCCAUGCCAACGACAUUUGUGUCGGAUCUGAGCUGGAUGCCGUCAAGACGGACACUUCCUUACCCUCUCCAAGCAGUUUGUGGUCUGCUCCCCAUCCUUCAUUGAGUAAGAAAAUGGAUGGUUACAUUCUGAGCUUGGUCCAGAAAAAAACGCACCCUGUAAGGACCAACAAGCCGAGAACCAGUGUGAACGCUGACCCCACCAAGGGGCUUCUGAGGAAUGGGAGCGUUUGUGUCAGAGUGACUGCGGCCGUCUCACAGGGCAACGGUGGGAACCUUAAGAAUUCUAAACAGCUGCCUUUGCCCUCUGGCGGGGUCCCCUCUUUGGACAAUGGGACGUUGUCCCCACUGAAACAGUGGUCAAAAGAAUCAAAGCCAGAACCACUGGAAAGCAAGAGGUUGCCCGCGCCUGAGGGCAUCUCCCCAGGCACUGCCACUGAACUUCCAGGUAAGCAUCUGACCAAAAAUGCCAAGCCAGCCUCCCAGGAACUUGCUAGGUGUCCCCCUGCUGGGGUAGGGGAGUCUCCUAAGGAAAGCGGGCAGAUCGCAGCUGCCUCCCCAAAAGAGAGCCCUGGGAAGGUCCCCGCCUCGCUGCAAGAGAACAAGGUGGUCCAGCCACUGAAAAAGGUGCCACAGAAAAACAGCCCGCCAGCUCUCCCUACGGCGGCGCCCCCUCCCGCCGCUUCGGCUCUGCUGUCUCCCGCUUUCCCAGUGGAAGAGCGGCCUGCCCUGGAUUUCAGAAGCGAGGGCUCUUCUUCUCAGAGCCUGGAGGAAGGGCCUCUGGGGAAGGCGCCGCCGGUCCUGGCGCAGCCGCCCAGCGUCAGGCCGCCCCGGGGUACACGGCCCGUGGCCACCCCGAGGGUCUCUGCCCUGAAGCCCCGGGCCCCGGCCGUCCACGGGCCGGAGAGCACGCUGCCCGCCGUGAGGGAGAAAGGCCGGGCGGCCGGCAAGAAGUGUCGGUUCCCCGAUGAUGCGGAUACAAAUAAGAAACUCCGGAGAGCCCCGGCCAAGGGGCGGCGGGGCGGGGGCGGCCAGUCCGACGUGGGACCACCCAGCCGGCCGCUGGGGGCGGGCCACCGGGCGGGGAGCCGCGGGCACGGCCACGGCCACGGCCGGGAGGCGGUGGUGGCCAAGCCCAAGCACAAGCGCACCGACUCGCGGCGGUGGAGGUCGGCCGCCGAGGUGUCCUACGAGGAGGCGCUGCGGCGCGCGCGGCGGGGCCGCCGGGAGCCCACGGGGCUGUUCGCGGCCGGGCCGCUGCCCUAUGCCAGUCCCUACGCCUACGCGGCCAGCGACUCCGAGUACUCGGCCGAGUGCGAGUCCCUGUUCCACUCCACCGUGCUGGACACCAGCGAGGACGAGCGCAGCAACUACACCACGAACUGCUUUGGCGACAGCGAGUCCAGUGUGAGCGAGGGCGAGUUCGUGGGCGACAGCACCAGCACUAGCGACUCCGAGGAGAGCGGAGGCUUGAUUUGGUCCCAGUUUGUCCAGACCCUCCCUCUGCAGCCGGUCCCGGCCCCGGACCUUCGCCACAACCCCACCAAAACCUUCGUCAAAAUUAAGGCUUCACACAACCUCAAGAAGAAAAUCCUGCGCUUUCGGUCUGGCUCUUUGAAACUGAUGACGACCGUUUGAGUAACGUCCUUGGUGUAGAAAGUGGGGUUUUUCUAGUUCCCGAAGAAACGGCGGCGUCUUACUGUUUUGUGCGUAAUUAUCCCAUGGAAUGCUUUCCUUUGGUUUAGAUAAAACCGAGGUGAAUUAUGUCUCAUCUUCGUCAAGUAUGGACACUAGUGCCUAGUGCCUUUAGUGGAAGGUGAAGAAUGUCUUUGCUGGUUAGAAGUGAAUAUUGAGUUUCUAAUGGUGGUGAUAGUGACUUUUGUGGUAUCAGAUGGUUUUUAUUUGACAUUUUGUGAGCAUCUGUGAAGGCACAGGUUUUGAUGUUCAAGUGUUAAUGGGAUGAGACCUUUUGAUCUGGAGGUCAGGUGGAUGGAAUUUAGGACAUACAUUUGCUGCUUUGGUUCUUUAGGGCAGCGUCUCCAUGAGGGUUUUCCUGUUGGGGGUAUCACAUACAAUUGUGUGAGGUAGAUACAAGGGGCAGUCAUGGUUUUCUGUAGUUUUUUAUAUACUCUUCUUUUCUCGGAUGUAUCCCCAUUCUGUAUUCUCCUCAGAACUCUUUGGUUUACUGGACCCAGAACUUGAAGACCAGACCCUACAUCCAGAGAGGUGACCUGGAUAGGGAGGCUGGUAAUACCUUAAAAGGAUUCACUGAAACCUUUGCCACACUUGGUGCCUAGGCCCUGGUUACAGUAACCCCUUCUAGGGCCAUUUACCCAACAUUGAUGCCUUUCUCCUCCUCCCUAAUUUGCAGCAGAUCCAACCAUUCCUCCCUUGGAGACUUGCCUUUGGGAUAACAUUUUGGUCAUCGGGUACAGAGAAAUUCACUCCUAGUGAAAUAACCCUUGGGUACGACUCCAAGCUCAGAACUGCUCGCGGGGCACUGUGCCACCUAAGCAUUAGCCCAAACGUAUUAGUGCAAUCCAGUCCAGAUUGGACCCCUGACCCUGUUUGGAAGGGCUUUUAAAAAAAAAAAAUUUUUUUUUGGUAAACAGUAUUGUGUAAAAUUCGUUUUUUUAUACCAGUAUAUGCAUGUUUUGUGCAUGAGUAGUAUUUGUUUUGAUAUUCCUGUUGAUGUUAAAUGACUGUAUGAUAUAAACAGUAUGUGUUUUUAUAUAUCUUUGUGUAAAUUUAAUAUAACGCAUUAUAUGCUGUAAUAAACGAUUUGUUUUACUGCUGUUAAGUUUGUUAUUUGGGUAUAAAACCAGAUGUUUACACCUGUAAAUCUUGUGCUGAUUAUUGUGGGAUUUAUAUUAGGCCUAUUCUAGCAUUAGAAUAUUAUUUGCAAUAGUAAUUAAGGCAGAUUUUAGGAGUAUUGGAAUGGAUGGUGAAUAAACAAAUGAGGAAAAGCAAGCUACUUCUUUAGAAUGGUUAAGGUGCUUCUUUAAAUUUUAAGGUACAUUUGAUCUCUUCUAAGGAAAAUAUUUCUGAGAAGACUUCCCCUCUUUCCCUCGACUUCUGAGUAUGAAAAAUUUUCAACAUGGAAAAGUUGAAAGGAUAGUACAAUAAACACCUGUACAGCCACCACCUAGAUUCAACAAUUGUUAACAUCUUGCCAUGCUUGCUUUAACACUCUUUAUGUAUUGAUAUAUAUUAGAUAAAACCAUAUUGCUGGUUUUGUGGGUCAGACAGAUUUUGGCAAUCCUCCCUCUCCCCACCACGCUACUACAUUAUUUUAAAGUAAAUUUCAGGCAUCAUGAUAUUUCAUCUCUAAAAAUUUAAGUAUGUAUUUCCGAAGAACAAGGAGAUUCUCCUAUAUAAUCACAAUACCAUGAUCACACCUAAGGAAAAUUGACAAUAAUUCUUCUUAUCAUCAAAAAUUUAAUCUCUAUUCAAAUUUCCCAAUUUGUUUCAAGAAUUUUUUAGUAGCAGCUUCCCUGCUCCUCCCAACCAGGAUUCAGUCAAUGUUAUACGUUGCAUUUGGUUCUAGAUCCCUAGUCUUUUAAGUCUGGAAUAGCCUCUCCAUAUUGUUUUCAAAUGACAUUGGGUUUUUCAAGUCAGAGCAGUUGUCUUGUAGAAGGGCCCACAUUCUGAAUUUGGUUGUUUCUUUAUGUUGUCUUCUAACAUCUUCUAGUCCAUCUAUUUCCUGUAAACUGUGAAGGCUUGAUUGGAUUCAGGUUAAACAUUCUUGGCAAGAAGAUUUCACUAGUGAUCUUGUGUAUUUUAUUGCUUCACAUCAAGAAACAGAAUAUCAGGUUGCCCUACUAUUACUGAAUUUAAGAGUGAUCCCUUUAAGAGUCAAGUCGGUGAGCAGAAUUUUCUCCACUAUAAGGGUUUUGUUUUUCCUCUUUGCAGACGGUUAGUGUUUGUGGGUGACUCUUUGGUAGUGUGUGUGGAUAUCCUGUUCUUCAUAACCUUCCACUUAAUGGCUUUAGUUUACUUUGCUGAUCCUUGCCUGAAUCAGUUAUUGCCUUGGGGAUGCAAAAUGGUUUUCUAAGUAUCUUUUCUUCUUUUACUAGCUGACAUUCUAUAAAAAAAGAACUUUCCUUGUUUUUUUUCCCUUUCUCUUUUUAAAAUAUCAUGAUGGAUUCGUGGAUUUUUAUUCAUUUGAUUCUUUACAAUCACUUACGGUUAUUGUUCUUUUUGAUGCUCAACAUGUCCCAAAUUUGGCCAGUGGGAGGAUACAUUUCAUUAAAAGGAGACUCUGGAAUCAGCUCAGUCUCAUAAUUCAUAUAUUUAUUAUGAGAUGUACUGCAUUAAAAUGAUUUUUUCACAUGCUAAACUGCAAUGCAACAAAAAAUCCCUUAUCUAUCCAUUUUUUUAUUCUGUCUUGGAAAUGAUCUCUUUUCCUAUAUUUUAUAUCCCUCUUAAGAAGGCUUUUAACUUUGAAACUAUAGCAAAUUAUUUCUUCUAUAAAACUGUAUCUUAUCUUUAUCUUAUAAGACUUUUUUUUCAACAAGACAUCUCAGACAAUUUUUGAAAAUGUAGAGUUGCUAGUCUUUUCAUAUUCAUAUGUUUUUAUAUGCAAUCAUUCUUCUUUGACUAGAAUUUCUUUGGUUACCUGAUUAAAUCUAAGCCAAGCACAAACAAGGGGAUGAUCUCUCCAUGUUUUCUAAUGGUGUGAUCCAAUCUCUUUGAGGGCAAGUUAUAAAGUUUAUUGUGUAAGGCAACUGGGACCUGCAGUCCUUGAAUCAUGUCCAAGUUGUUCUCAAUAAGCAUUAUUCUCAGAAGGGGACGCUUCCUGAAAAACAGCUUCUGAAUAAUUACAUGUUAGGUGACAGAAUGCCAAAGGAAGAGAAGCAUGAAAAACAGGAUUUUUCAAAGAACUUUGGGUUUGUCCACCUCUGUCUAUUGCUUGACUUCCCUGUAGCUAGCAGUUGUACCGCACUUGGAAAAUUGGGUUUUGUCCAUUAUUUUCAAUGACAAAAUACCUGCUAUUGUUGUUUCAAACGAAAUGGCUCUUUAAAAUAUUUUCCUGUAUUUAAAUAAAUUACAAAUACUCAUUGUCAGAAAAGAAAAAGAUAUCAGAUAUAUACACAGGUGUUUACACUCUUCUCUGUCAAUCCUCCUCAAAUCCUACUCUUCAGUAACAUUGGUGUAUAUAUUUCCAUACUCUGUUAUAUGCACAAAUAUAUAACCUUUAUAUUUUUUCUUCAAAACCAAGUCUCAGUUUAUACGUAUCAUUCUGUAACUUGCUUCCUUCAUUUCGUGAAUAUAAUUCUGUCUUUGUAAUGGGGUUCCAAGUAUGUCCUUGGAAAAUAGGCACCAGAGGAAAAAGGCAUCAGAUUUUAUGGGGCUACUUUUUUGCUCUGCUUAGAAAAAUUCUAAUAUUUAGCAACAAAAGUGUUACCUGAGUGCUAUACUUUUGCACACAUAUUGCCUUUCUAGUUUUCUCAUGUAUUUUGUUAUUUUGUAUUGUGAGGUCACUUCAGUGGGGUAUUAUCGCGGGAAUCCUGUGAGGCUUGAUUAAGGUUUUUGCCAAACCGAGGAGCUUUGUCUUUUUUUCUGUCAGGUGCGUCAGGGACAUUUCCAGGCUGGACCACUUUUAAGUUCAUUUCUCUGCUUUGAGGUUACCUGACUACAGAGGUAGUAUAAAUUCAAAUCCUAAAUCCACAUGGAAGUUACAUGUUCUCAGAGGAGACCUUUCCCAAGGUGGAAGAGCUUCCUUAUUUUCAUCCUGGGCCAAGAAGUGGAUUUCUUUUUUUUGGACCAGCCCUUCACUGAGGGUAUAGUGCUUCUGUGCCUGUAGGAAUAUGGGGAAGUCUCAGUCCCAAAUCCUACCCUCGGAGAGCCAAGUCCUUGUCCUUGUGUGCCUUGCUCUAGGGACCAGAAACUUCUCCCUCUACUCUCCAAAAAGGUAGACCAAACUUGGGUUCAUUUCUAGUGAAGUCAAAUACACUUAACGAGGAUGUUUGUUAAUAGUUUACCCAUCAUUUCCAAGUGUUUUACAGUGAAAUGAUUAGGUUGUCUAUCCAUCAAAAGGCUGGAAACGGAAACCAUAGCGCUACCCAUUGCCUUUGCCAAUAAGUUGGAUUCUCCUUUCCCCCUCUUAUUUUUGGUACAAUAUUAUUGAGGUACAACUGAAGUAUGAUAAAAUGCACAUACUUGAACUUCACAGUUGGAUCAGUUUUGAUAUAUAGCCGUGUAAUCACCACAAUCAAUAAUAGCGAACAUUUCCAUCAUUCUCAAAACUUUCCUUGAGAUCUUUGUACUCCAUCUCUGGCUCCACCCCUUUCCCCAGAAAAUCACUGAUCUGCUUUGUCACUAUAGAUUACUAUGUAUUUUAUAGAAUUCUAUAUAAAUGGAAUUAAACAGUGUGUACUCUUUUUUGCCUGAAUUUUUCAUUCUGCAUAAUGAUUUUUAGGUUUGUCUAUGUUGCUUCAUGUCUCAAUAGUUCAUUCCUUUUUUAUUGCUGAGUUGUAUUCUUCUGUACAGAUAAAUAAUGAUUUGUUUAUCCCAUUUACUUGUUGAUGGACAUUUGGGUUAUUUCCAGUU
This is a messenger RNA of Delphinapterus leucas (beluga whale), 7670 nucleotides long. It is a transcript of the gene DACT1, whose product is annotated as dishevelled binding antagonist of beta catenin 1. NCBI's taxonomy places the organism in Eukaryota, Metazoa, Chordata, Mammalia, Artiodactyla, Monodontidae. The record is from RefSeq and is a predicted model, not a curated record. Gene Ontology annotation, cellular component: cytoplasm. Gene Ontology annotation, biological process: regulation of Wnt signaling pathway, planar cell polarity pathway; negative regulation of JNK cascade; negative regulation of canonical Wnt signaling pathway.